CUCCAGAUUUGCGACCACCAGCGAAAAGCGUGUCUUCAAGAGGCGGUCCAACAAUAAUUGCUCCUCUAUCAGUGCGCUGAACCGUCGGUCAUGUUAUAGUGUCAUCGCACGUCCUCACCAUGGCUCCCGCGCAAUCCUUUGUUACCAGCUAUCCCCCGCGGCUUCGUCAAUAUGCGAACACCCUACUCCAACCUGUCCUCCAAACUCAGAAUGUCGGCCCCGGAAGUCGCACGACAAAGCGAGGAACCACGAUAAUCAACUACGCCGACGACGCCUACGACGACGAUGACUUCGAUGACAGCGAGACCUCGAGACGACCAACCGGUCUGCGAUCGCUACGCCGCGAAGAUCUCGAGAAAAGAGAGCCGCAACAUGAAAAGUUGGGAAAGGAAAUAUACCAACCUGUGGCUCUGCAGCCCAUCUACAGAGAUUGGAUAGUCAGAAGAACAGUCAGGCCCACGACCGACGCCCAAGCCAAUAUCCAAGCACAGCUCCCGCUCACACUGAUUCCCAUACGAAUCGAUCUCGACGUACCCCAGCACCAGCCGGAUGCUCCGUAUCCAUUCCCCCCGCGAGGCAUGGACAUGGGCCUCAAUCCAGCCCUGCCACUCUUCAAGCGGCCUGAACCCGCGCCUGGUUACAAAAUUCGAGAUAUCUUCUUAUGGAAUCUGCACGAAGAACUGCUUACUCCCGAUGACUUUGCUCUGAACUUCGUGCGAGAACUUGACCUACCAAAUCAGACUGCGCUUGCGAUGAACAUCAGCCAGCAGAUACGGAAUCAAUUAGAAGAUUAUGCCGGGGUUGCAAUGCAUCCACUGUUCCACACUCAGGCAAAGAAGGCACAGAUGCCGGACGUAAACAAUGCUGGAACACCCUCGGCGAUGGUGAAUGGAAGUUCGCGGGAUGGAACUCCGCGACCUCCUCGGGGUGCAUCAAUUUCUCGACCAGCCUCAACUACGCCUGCCACGCCGGCUCCUUCUACUCCUCGGCCAGCCACGCUCACUAAUGGCGCCGCUGUAACGGCCAUUGCUUCUCCACUGCCAGCAGAUCCGGUGAUCGUACCAGACGAUUCGACUGAAGACCCGUAUAUGAAUCCGGAUGAUUCUUUUCGAUGUAUUAUCACCUUAUCAAUAUACCUUUCCUCCAGGCUCUACCAAGACAAAUUCGAAUGGUCGUUAUUGCAUCCUCCUGGCGCCGCCGAAGCGUUCGCGAAGCAGACAUGUGCGGAUAUGGGCCUGAACGGAGAAUGGGUCAUGGCUAUCACCCAUGCCAUAUAUGAAGCAGUUCUCCGACUGAAGAAGGAAGCCUGCGAAGGUGGAAUGAUGAUGAUUGGGGGAGGUGCAUGGGGCGGUGGUGAAGUGGACAAUCAAGCCAUCCGAGCCGAGGAAGGAGCAGGUUGGAGAUACGACAUUGACGACUUUGGUGCGGAGUGGGAACCCAAGUUUGAGGCCCUUAGCAAAGAGGAGAUUGAGAAGAGAGAAGGUGAUCGAGAGCGACAGUUAAGACGCCUCCGAAGGGAGACUGCCAGGUUCAGUUCUACGGCUGGCAUGGUCCCGUCUGCACGAGAGCAGGAAGCACAGUUACGCGGAAGCUACUUUGACUAUACUGCCGUCGGGACCGGAGGUGAGGAGACACCAUCACUUGGUCGUGGCGAACGAAGCAAGAAGAAACGAAGAUUUCGAUCUCUCAGUCCUAUUGGCAAAGCGCAAACUCCCGAAAGUUCCGCCAGUGCUGCAUGGGGAGGAGAAGGCAACCGGUUGCAAGAAUAUGAAAGACAGACGUGGAGGUGCAAGCAUUGUCUCAUCUGGGGCAAUGCCGUGUGGGCGGUCAGAGACGGACCGCUAGGGCCAAGGACGCUUUGCAAUAAUUGUGGUCUCAUCUUCGAGAGAGACAAGAAGCUCCCAGUCUGGGCCGAAGGACUGCACAAGCAUGAUGUUCCGCUGGGAAGAUAGGUUUCCAAUUUUGGAGCGGCAUGGAAGGCCGCAGGGUUUGUGAUUCCGCGUUACAUCACGGUGCUUGCUCUGUGGACCUAUUUCGCGGUGUUUAGGACAGUGGUAUGGUUCUUGCGCUGGGCUGGACGAUAGCCCGGCGCUGAUUUACUAAGAAGCGUUACAGGGGCAAUACCGGUACACAGCAAGGCGUUGGUUGGGCCAGGCAUGACGACUUUGCAUUGAAGAUCAAAAGGAAGAGGUGUAAAACAGAGGUGAAGAUGCCAAUAUGGUUCAAUCAGCUGGAGAGAAGACCAUGGCAUCGAUACUCCAACCCCUACUCCGUACUGAUAAUCUGAAUUGAAGCCGCCAUUACGGAAU
Messenger RNA from Exophiala xenobiotica, 2309 nucleotides. RefSeq lists its product as uncharacterized. The transcript is spliced from 3 exons. Gene Ontology annotation, molecular function: transcription coregulator activity. Bases 120 to 1952 code for a protein of 610 amino acids. Gene Ontology annotation, biological process: chromatin remodeling; regulation of transcription by RNA polymerase II. Lineage: Eukaryota; Fungi; Ascomycota; Eurotiomycetes; Chaetothyriales; Herpotrichiellaceae. The record is from RefSeq and is a predicted model, not a curated record. Gene Ontology annotation, cellular component: nuclear chromosome; RSC-type complex; nucleus.